This is a messenger RNA of Dioscorea cayenensis subsp. rotundata (Guinea yam), 1077 nucleotides long. RefSeq names its product mannan endo-1,4-beta-mannosidase 1-like. Gene Ontology annotation, molecular function: hydrolase activity, hydrolyzing O-glycosyl compounds. Gene Ontology annotation, biological process: carbohydrate metabolic process. The record is from RefSeq and is a predicted model, not a curated record. The transcript is spliced from 5 exons. The coding region runs from base 16 to 1077 and encodes 353 amino acids. NCBI's taxonomy places the organism in Eukaryota, Viridiplantae, Streptophyta, Magnoliopsida, Dioscoreales, Dioscoreaceae.
UUCAAUGCUUACUGGAUGAUGCUGGUGGCAUCUGACCCAACACAGAGGCUCAAGGUGGCCUCUGCCCUGAGACAAGCCUCAGUAUAUGGAUUAACUCUUGCUAGAACUUGGGCUUUUAGCGAUGGUACUGCCGCUUCUAAUAAGCCCUUGCAAUCAGCUCCUGGUUCUUACAACGAGGCUAUGUUCCAAGGAUUAGAUUUCGUGGUUUCAGAAGCUCAUAAAAAUGGGAUUUAUCUGAUAAUGAGUCUGGUGAAUUACUAUUCGGAUUUUGGAGGGAGAAAACAGUAUGUCCAAUGGGCAAGAGAGAAGGGCCAGAACGUGACCUCCACGGAUGACUUUUACACUAACAUCAUGAUCAAGGGCUUUUACAAGAACCAUGUUAAGACAAUACUGACCCGGAGGAACACUAUUAACGGGAUGAUAUACAAGGAUGAUCCCACCAUCUUGGCAUGGGAAUUGAUUAAUGAGCCCCGUUGUGAAAGUGAUCUCUCAGGCAAGAUAUUACAGAACUGGAUCACAGAGAUGGCAACUUAUGUGAAAUCCAUAGACAAGAAGCAUCUGCUUGAUGUGGGAAUGGAAGGAUUUUAUGGAAAUAGCACACCUGAAAAAAAGUAUUUAAAUCCUGGAGGUAUUGUGUUUGGUACUGAUUUCUUGAUUCACAAUCAGAUUAAGGGGAUCGACUUCGCUACAUUUCAUGCCUACCCAGAUAUAUGGUUAUCAGGCUCAGUUGAUAAAGUCCAAUUAGAAUACAUGAAGAAUUGGACAGAGUCACAUGUGCAGGAUGCAGGCAGAAUAUUGAAAAAGCCAAUCUUGAUGGGUGAGUUUGGGAAAUCUUUGAAGCCAAAAGGAGGCUCAAUCAAGUCAAGGGAUGCUUUAAUGGUUAUCACCUACACAAUGAUCCUCCACAGUGCUCGCAAUAAUGGCCCAUUCGCUGGAGGCCUUUUUUGGCAACUUCUGGACCAAGCCUUGGGCCAGUUCCAAGAUGGCUACGGCAUCGUCUUGCCUGAAUUCCCUUCCACCGCGGCUCUCAUUGCCAGUCACUCUCGCACCUUAUCUAACCUCAAUCACCAUCUUUAG